Paecilomyces variotii is the source of this 3588-nucleotide messenger RNA. RefSeq names its product AT DNA binding protein. Lineage: Eukaryota; Fungi; Ascomycota; Eurotiomycetes; Eurotiales; Thermoascaceae. Gene Ontology annotation, molecular function: DNA binding. The transcript has a single exon. Bases 127 to 3408 code for a protein of 1093 amino acids. The record is from RefSeq and is a predicted model, not a curated record.
CUGCGCGGCAAGGGCAAUCUCCCAGAAUCGCGCGUUGCUCCACCGCUUUCCAAGCGCGGCAACUUCGACCCAUUAUUCUGACCUUUUGCGACUUGAUCUCGCAGCUCUGCCUGGCGCUCAUUCGCAAUGACAUCGCGCGACCCCAGCUCCUCCCCGGACAUUUUGGGGCCUCCAGGAGAUGCCGCCUAUCUGAUCUCCUCUCCGAUGAAACCGUUUGCUGGGCGACAGAGCUGGCUGUCACCCGCUGUAUUCAAAACACCGCGCAAGAGGCCGCGCACUAGCCUCAGUCCCAGCAAAGCUUCACAUUCCAUCCAGUUCGACGACAUCAUCUUGCCAGGAUCGCCUACAAUGAACAUUGAUGGCCGUCAGCGGUCCAUUUCGCCCAGCAAGUUACAGUCCGAAGGCAACCUAAGUCCGUGGAGGAUCCGGGUCACCGUUCAGGCAGAACAAGAAGACCAGAUGAACAACGGGGGUUCUCCGCGCAGGAGGUUGUUGACUCCGGGGGCGAAGACGAUGAAGGUGCCGCUGAAGGACGAUUCUGGGAUCUGGGAGCCUUCCCCCAAGAGAAGAAGAGGCCGGCCGCGCAAGUCUGAUAUCCAGGAUGGGUUGGUGACUCCCAGAAAAGGCACUCCUGCGCCGGUCAAGGGGAGUCCUGGCUACACACCAGGACCGGCCACGACGGGAAAUACGGAAAAGAGAAAAAGGGGUCGACCAAGGAAGAGUCUCCCGGACCAGAGUGUGGUGGAAAGUGUCGAGACAGAUCGCUUUCAGACGGUAACAGAAAAUAGUCAGACACCACCGCCGGAGAAUCCUCUCGAUCUUGCUGCCGACGGUAUUUCUGACGAUGACGAUGGUUAUGAUGAUAUAUGGAACCCAAGCGGACUGGGCCAUUCCGAAGAACCUGACCCUUCGAAUUUCGGCCACUCCCCAACAUCCCCAGAAAGGCAACCAUACAGUUCACCAGAUCGUGAUCCCACAGAAACGACGCAAACUACAAAUAUUCCGACAGCGUCAAGCCCCGCCAAAGAACACACGUCUCCCUGGCGAGAUCAUCCCGAUGCAGCCUCCCCGAACCAUACGCAACAUGCAGGACAUACCCCAAGACCGCAUCGCAUAUAUCCCACACCUACCUCUUCAUCCGUAGUUGAAGAGGAGAGUUCGACGACACAAAAAAGAAGUCCACCAAAAGAAAUUCGCCACGAGGAACCAGCCGAGAAUUUACCGGACCCGACGGACGAGCAUAGAGAAUUCGAUACCAUCAUAGAAAGUGAGGGGUUCAGCAUGGUCUCACUAGACACUUUGCCUUCAGCAAAGCAACUCGCGUUGAAUUCCAGUACGAAUGUACCGAAAGGGGCGCUAAAACCCUUCUUCAACCGACAAAGCGGGAAUGGUUCAGAAAAGAAACCAAGAGUCUCAUUUGACUCUCACGCUGCCGUCCUCGAGGUCGAUUCCUCCAGCUCUCACCGAAACCAGUCAACACCAGAACGAGUUCCAGUCAAGGAUAUGUCGCCGCCCACGUCCUCGAAUGGCAGCAAUCAUCAGACUACCGCCGUCGAACAAACGCCCGCGGUUCAAGAUUCAACUUCAAAGCUUCCUACUCCUGCUCCAGCUGGCCGCUCAGCUGAGGAGGAACUUGCCAAGACGAGGAGAGAAGCAGAAGUGAGACGGGAGAACGAGGAUGAGCUCCGUAGGUUGGAAUUGGAAGAAGAAGACGACGAAGGAGUAGAUAUGGUGAUGACCGAAACCAGGCCGGAGAGCUCACCGGCACGGACGCCAUACUCGAUGCGCGAGGACGCUUCCAAUGCUGAACAGACAGCCUCAGUGGCCUUGUCACAACGCCAGGCGGAGUGGCAGCGCGAAAGAGAGGCGGUCAGCCGAGAGAUUCAGUCGGCAAAUGCAAAUCGAAUAAUCGUAAUCGAGGAUGAUACGGACGCUCAGCAACUGUCCGAAAAUGACGACGAACAGCAGUCAGAGGAGGAUGCCUCGGAAGGAGAUUACGACAUAUGGCAAGAGGAAGCCAACCUCUCUCAUUCCCACCUUUCUUCUCGCUCUAACUCACGGGAAAACGGAUCAUCCCACCCACGUCAGAGAGAUUCUAGUCCUUGGAAGGGAGAUGAAGUCGUUGACCAAGGCGAUAGCGUCGACAUUCCCCCGGCUCCUUGGGAAAGACAGCAAGGCGACAUGCCCUAUUUGGGUAAAUCACGGUUGGGUCGACUGAGAGAAGAGGAGGUUGAUCUGUCCGUCCUUCUCCAGAAAAGAAACAGCCCGAACACGCGGAAAUACUACGGCUAUAGCAGUCCUCAAACCAACGCGAGUCAGCACGUACCGUCUUCUGCCGCUCGCACUUCCGCUACAUCAAAGUCGCGCUUAGCGACAAGCAGUCCGCGUGCCGAUCCGAGUUCUCCUGUACGGUCAAGGGUCAGCAAAAGUUCCCCGCAAGUCUUUGAUGGUCCGCGGUCUGGACAAGAAAUCCAGCCAGAGAAUAGUCCAGCCCGAAGUCUUAGCCAGUCCAAUCAUGACUCUAUUCCGCAGUGGAAUGAAGAUCAUGAUACUGAUGGAGACCAUAUUAUGGACCAUGAUCUGGAAAGUGAGCAAGGACAACAGGAGAUGGUAAUCCCUGGUGGACAUACAGACGCAAUGCACCAGUCUCCCUCGAUUCAUGAACGUUCGGCCCUAACCCCGCCUCCCGAGCAACAAGAAAAUACUGCGGCUGCAUCAAGGUCAUGGUUCCGAAGACUGUCGACUUUCACUCCAGGCUGGUGGGGAUCGGCAAGCCCUGGAAAGGAGCAGGUAUCCCGAGCAGGAAUAGAAGAGAGGGAAAGGGAGCAGGAAGAGGCAGAAGAAGAGGAAGGGCGAGGAGAUGAGGAGAACUGGGACGAUGUCCCUAAUCAAUUGCCCCAGUCUCAAGACGCUCCGGUUCGCGGAGAAGUCGAAUAUCCCAGCCUGCCUCAAUCUCCUGGCGUGCAGUCAGCAAGAACGGAACGCACAUACAGGCAGUCACUACAGCGGAAACCGUUGUCUGUAUCUGGAUAUUUCACCAACGACCACUAUAGGGCCCUGUACCGCCUUUACCGUCUGGCUAAGCGGUCGCCUGAGCUGUUCCCAUAUUAUCCUAACGAGGAGAGAACUGAAAUCAUUGGCGACUGGCUCUGGACCGCGGAUGGUGAUUACGGGCUUCCAGUGACGGAGCUGCAGUUUGCUAUCAUCGAUAAGUUUGUCGAUGAGCUUGCUGAAGCAGACAUCCGGAACGGUGGCUCAGGUGAGAUCGGCUGGUCCGAGGAGGAGCUCCACAAGAGGCUGUUCAGCAUUAUCGUUGGCGAACAGAUCAGAAAGGAUCGCAAGGCCGUGGCACAAGAGGCGGCUGCAGCUUAUACUCAAGCGUCAUCGCGGCCAAGGUACCGGUCAUGAGCUUCAUUUCUCGUAUAUCGUAGCACUUCUUUUCUGGAUUACGGUCGACAGUGUUGUGAAAAUGCAGUCGUGAUACACAUUUUGGACCUUAUUGACACCACUUCGAUACGGUUUUUGUUUCUACCUUUUCUCCGUUUCUGUGGUGGAUGCUUGUCUUACGGAUAUUCGGUGUUUUGGUAA